Messenger RNA from Punctularia strigosozonata HHB-11173 SS5, 1459 nucleotides. RefSeq lists its product as uncharacterized. The coding region runs from base 1 to 1446 and encodes 481 amino acids. Gene Ontology annotation, biological process: protein phosphorylation. NCBI's taxonomy places the organism in Eukaryota, Fungi, Basidiomycota, Agaricomycetes, Corticiales, Punctulariaceae. Gene Ontology annotation, molecular function: ATP binding; protein kinase activity; acid phosphatase activity. The record is from RefSeq and is a predicted model, not a curated record. The transcript has 12 exons.
AUGGCCCCCGCUUUGUUUCCUGCCCCUUUCUCGCGCGACGCGACGCGUCACACGGGGCAGCCUGAACGUACCCGCGACUUGGCGAUGGAGGAACACAUGACUAUCAAGGUGGUUGCAUUCGAGGUCGACGACACUUUGUGGUCCGGCACUUUGGAUAAGCACAAGUUUGGGAGCGGUCCGAAUGCGGCCCCAAAAAUCCAGGAUAACUUGGAACGCGUCGACGCGUGGUCGAUCCGGGAUAGAUCUCAACAUUCAAACUACAUCAGCCUUUUCCCGGACGUGCCAAACAUCAUACAUGAUAUAGUCAAGCGUGGCAUCAAGCUCGCCAUCGUGUCUCGGAAUUCCAGUAAAGAGCUAUGCGACAGAGCUCUGUACCUCUACAAGGCUGAAGAUGCAAACCGCGAUAGGAAGCCUAUAAUAUCCUUCGUGUUGUAUGACGAAGUCGGCGUAGGCGGGUUUAUUGCGCCUUGGUAUUGCGAUAUUGUCAAAACUUUCGGCCAGAUACGAGAAUGGAGCCAAGCUAAUUACAACGAAAUGGUCUAUUUCUCCAGCGAUUCGUCGAGUAAAGACGUCCACACAAGACUCGGCGUACGACUUCAGCUCGUUAGCAAACGUAGCGGCGUCAGCUGGGGCAUAUACCAGCAAGCACUCGGACUAGACAAUCCAUCUCAGGAUGACAGUCGCUACGACACCCCGUACUAUGGCCAACCCGCACUUGGCGAGCUACUGGGUCAAGGCAAAUUUGCCAAGGCUUACAACGCCGCGGGCGAUCCGGGAGCAGUUAUCAAAGUGAUGAAGUUCUGGUCAAAGGAACAACGCCACCGAUUUCUCGAGAUCUACAACGUCAUCAAAGACGGCCGCCCAUUCAAGCCCGGAAGCAGCAACGACGAUCAAUACCUCCUCAUGAUCGCCUUGGAACUACGGAACCUUGACUUGGUCGGGCAGCUCAAAGCGCCCAAACCGGCGAACAUGUCGGGGUGGUUUUCCAUGGUCAAGAUCGGAGGAACGCCCCUCUGGAAGACGCCCCUGUACCGGAAGCAUCCGUUCAGCGUCACCUUCCAAAGGUUUGUCAAGACCGCUUUUCACCUGGCCGUAGACGAAAUCGAGUAUCACGUCAAGAAGCACGGCAUCGAGCACCGCGAUGCCCACCUGGCGAACGUACAGUUCACGAUGAGCAAUGAUCAGCCUGUGAAGGCGCAUCUCCUCGAUUGGGGGAUCGCCGUUCGAAUGACCUUCGACGGGAGCAGAUACGUCCGUGGCGACGACGUUUUGGUUUGGCAAGCUAGUGAAGCCGGCCGAAAAUACACGCCUGAGGAAUUCCGCCGUUAUUGGAUUGCGUGGAUGGUGCAGACGGAAUACGAAGCGAACAUGAAGAGGGGGGCUAUUACGGAAAAGGAAGGGCGGGAGUUCCUGAAAGAUUUGGAUUGGUGGUUCGUGCGGAGCUAGGAGGGCAAAGUUG